Messenger RNA from Malassezia japonica, 441 nucleotides. RefSeq lists its product as uncharacterized. The transcript has a single exon. The coding region runs from base 1 to 441 and encodes 146 amino acids. The record is from RefSeq and is a predicted model, not a curated record. NCBI's taxonomy places the organism in Eukaryota, Fungi, Basidiomycota, Malasseziomycetes, Malasseziales, Malasseziaceae.
AUGGCGGGACGGGCGUCGAGCAUCGACAGCGUCUCGACCGCAUCCGACGCGACGGUCGAGGAAUGGGAGGAUGGCAACGUGAAUCAGACCCUAUUUGAUGCAGACACAGAGGCUAUUCCGCUGCGCACAUUUGGCGGGCAACCAGACGACGCCGGGCGGCGGACGUGGCCCCAGCGAGGGUACAAGCGGUACCUUCCCCACGACCGCGCGAGCCUCUGUAUUCUAAUUGGCGUGACGGCGCUCAUCAUUAGCGUCGUGCUCCUCAUGCCAUGGCUCGCAGGGUCUAGCGAAAGGCGCAUUCCUAAGCAUGCCGGAAAUGCAACGUCGGCACCCGGCAAUGUGACCAGCACGCUGCUUUCUCUUUCCUCUGUUUUGGACACCACUAGUUCGCUGGCGGUGCCGGGCGCGCCGGGCGCGCCGAGCGCGGCUUCGCCUGCGUGA